AUGUCGACCGCCAUCAAGUCCAUCAAGGCUCUUGCGCCCCUCCUCGACCGAGUCCUCAUCCAGCGCGCAAAGGCCGAAGCAAAAACCGCCGGUGGUCUCUUCCUCCCGGAGACAGCCGUGAAGGAGUUGAACGAGGCCAAGGUGUUGGCAGUGGGCCCAGGUGCCAUGGACAAGGACGGCAAGAGGAUACCAAUGGGUGUGCAGGCGGGUGACAGAGUGCUUAUCCCACAAUUCGGCGGCAGCCCGAUCAAGGUCGGCGAGGAGGAGUACUCCAUUUUCCGGGAUCACGAGCACCUCACGGAAGACAAGGCUCCACAACGAUCAAUAUUCGCGCACACCGAAGGCAUUCAAAAUGGCGGUCCAUUCUGCAGAGCUUCUGCCUUCCUGCUUCAACUUUUCGUCACCACACACGCCGCCAUAGGAUAUCGCCAGAACACCAUCUUGAGCUUUGCGCUCCUCUGCGGCCAUGCCUUUGCUGCCCCUGCCGUGGAGUCUGCCUCAGCUACACGUCUCGCAGCCUUCGGCCGAGAGGAUGUGCCCGCAGCGACACACAUCUCAGUGACUGCCGCACCGUCUGAGCCUACCGCAUUGGGGGUUUCCCAAUUGGAAGUUGCAGCCAGCUCGCCGUUCUGGCCCUGGUCCAACAACACUGACAUCAAGGCACCAGUCCUUGUGCACGGACCGAAUGGUACUGUUGCCGUCCAUCUCAACUCUACCUCCCGUGUGGCCCAUCAAGAUAUCAACAGCACCAACCACGACUCCCCCGCCCCCCUCUCCGCAGAAAAGGAAAAACUCCUCAAGAAGUACUACAACAUCUACAGCAAGUACCACCUCGCAGUAGCCACCAGGGAGCGCUUCACCCGCUACCUCGCCUACACCAAGGCCGCCAUCAAGGAUGAAGAAGCUCACUUGCACUACGCGCUGGAGGUGUGGGACAACAAUCUCUGGUCCAUGCAAAAAUUUUGCGACGGCAAGCAGGUCUGCAUCCUUCCCUACCAGACCCGAAUCAACGAGAUGAGAGUGACGGCUCAGGACACUGAGAAGGGUCUCGAAAAGCUGGACCAUUACCAGAAGCAACUUGAGAAGAAGGUCGCGAAGGCUGAGAAGCAGGUUGAGCGUGCUAGUGAGAAGCUUACGCCGUUGUAUGCGGAGUUCUACAAGCAGAACUGGAAUGUUACGGUCCCGGUUCAUCAUGGCCCUACUAUCACGAUCUUGACUUUGACUCCGACUCCAACCCCGACUCUGCAUAGCGCUGCUGGGUAUGCUGCACCGACCACGGAGAGUGCCGCUGGGUAUGCUGCGACGAGCACGGAGAGUGCCGCUGGGUACACUGCACCAACCUACCAUCCCAUUGCCAAGCGAGAGGACAUCGAUGGGCCGAUCGACGGUGAUGAUGACUUCCAUAUUGAUUCCGACUUGAUGACCCUCAAGAAUCUUGAGGGAAGGUUACGAGCCAUCGAGGCAUAUCUUGCCCAACUCGAGCGCCAAGAGGAACAAUCUGCCAAAGAAAUCGACUAUCUCGGGGCUGCGUAUACUCACACUGCCAAUAAGCUGCCAGACCUCUACAUCAACCGUCUCGACCUGGCAAAGGAGUUGCUGGAGAACUUGGACGGCGACACUCAUGAUCUGGAGGAAGAGUCUGACCGCACCGGCGAGGCUCUCGAGCAGGCUUGGGGGACCAUUGAUGACCUCUGGAAGUCUAUCGGGGAGACAAUGCCUGAGACUAUGAAGACGAAGAUGAACAUCUCUAAGCACGAGGCGAUCAAGACAGAGGUGGAGGCCGCUAUCGAGGAGGCCCAGGACAAGACUGAUGCCACCGCCACCGCCACCACCGCUGCACCUUCCGAUGAUGCUACCCCGACCGCGCCGGCCCACCUAUGCAACGCUCCGAAUGAUUGUCCAGAGCCCUACCGCCCUGACGCCCUGCAUGAAGGAUAG
This is a messenger RNA of Fulvia fulva, 1938 nucleotides long. Its product is annotated as heat shock protein, mitochondrial. Gene Ontology annotation, cellular component: mitochondrial matrix. The transcript is spliced from 5 exons. The record is from RefSeq and is a predicted model, not a curated record. Lineage: Eukaryota; Fungi; Ascomycota; Dothideomycetes; Mycosphaerellales; Mycosphaerellaceae. Gene Ontology annotation, molecular function: protein folding chaperone; protein-folding chaperone binding; ATP binding. Bases 1 to 1938 code for a protein of 645 amino acids.